This is a messenger RNA of Thlaspi arvense, 2729 nucleotides long. The record is from the annotation of a GenBank genome assembly. Lineage: Eukaryota; Viridiplantae; Streptophyta; Magnoliopsida; Brassicales; Brassicaceae.
AUGAAAUAUCAAAUCCACUUUGUGCCAAAGGCUGGUAUGGCGGCUUCACAAGAUUUGGUUACUCCUCUGAGUAAACCGAAACAGAUGGAACUUUCUCUAACCGAGAAAGGAGCUAGGUCUUUCUUUACAAGAUUCUUGAGACAGUUCAUAUCAACUGGUUCUAUUACAAUACUCGAAGAAGGAGAAACAGUGUUCACUUUCGAAGGAAAUGAUUCGAUAUGUCGCUUGAAAACUGUCUUAGAGAUUCACAGUCCUCAGUUUUACUGGAAGGUUAUGACACAGGCAGAUUUAGGACUUGCUGAUGCUUAUAUCAAUGGUGAUUUUUCUUUUGUCGAUAAGGAGACAGGACUUUUGAAUCUGAUCACUAUUCUCAUUGCCAACAGAGAAUUGAACUCAGAGAAAUCAAAUCUUGCUAAGAAAAGGGGAUUGUGGAUACCCAUGUUUCUACGUGCUGGUUUAGCAUCUGCAAACUAUUUUCUAAAGCUUGUUUUUAAGCAGAACACCUUAACUCAAGCUCGUAGGAACAUUUCGCGUCACUAUGACCUUAGUAAUGAGCUCUUUGCUUUAUUCUUGGAUGAUACCAUGAGUUAUUCCGCUGCGGUAUUCAAGUCAGAUGAUGAAGAUCUCAAGACUGCACAAAUGAGAAAAGUCCAUCUCCUCAUUGAUAAGGCGAGGAUAGAGAAGAACCAUGAGGUUUUAGAGAUUGGAUUCGGAUGGGGGACUUUGGCAAUGGAAGUAGUAAGAAGAACCGGAUGCAAGUACACCGGCAUUACACUAUCUAGUGAGCAACUUAAAUACGCAGAAGCAAAAGUGAAAGAAGCUGGACUUGAGGACAGGAUUACGUUUAAGAUCUGCGAUUAUCGCCAACUAUCUGGUGCUAAAAAAUAUGACAGGAUUAUAACUUGUGAGAUGAUGGAACAUGUUGGCCAUGAAUUCAUGGAAACAUUCUUCAGCCACUGUGAUGCUGCGCUUGCAGAUGAUGGUGUAAUUGUCCAUCAGUUCAUAACGAUACCAGAGCAGCGUUACAAUGAGUACAGACUAAAUUCAGAUUUCGUCAAAGAAUACAUAUUUCCAGGUGGAUGCCUUCCUUCUUUAGCUAGAGUUGUUUCAGCUAUGGCAUCUUCUUCUAACAUUGAAAACGUUGAGAACAUUGGGAACCAGUACUACCAAACGUUGAGAUGCUGGAGGAAGAACUUCUUGGGGAACAAAAGACAAAUCAUGGAUCUUGGAUUCGACGAUAAAUUCAUUAGGACAUGGGAAUAUUAUUUCGACUAUUCUGCAGCUGGUUUGAAGACUCUUACCCUUGGAGAUUACCAGAUUGGUAUGGCGGCUGCACAAGGUUUGUUAGGGAAAGACAAAGACAUGGUUACUCCUCCGAGUAAACCAAAACGCAUGGAACCAUCUCUAACCGAGAAAGGAGCUAGAAUACUUGAAGAAGGAGAAACAGUGCUCACUUUCGAAGGAAAUGAUUCAAGAUGUCGCUUAAAAUCUGUCUUAGAGAUUCACAGUCCUCAGUUUUACUGGAAGGUUAUGACACAGGCAGAUUUAGGACUUGCUGAUGCUUAUACCAAUGGAGAUUUUUCGUUUGUCGAUAAGGAAACAGGACUUUUAAAUCUGAUCAUGAUUCUCAUUGCUAACAGAGAAAUGAACUCACAGAAAUCAAAUCUUGCUAAGAAAAGGGGAUGGUGGACACCGAUGUUUCUAAGUGCUGGUUUAGCAUCUACAAAGUAUUUUAUGAAGCAUGCCUUUAGACAGAACACUUUAACUCAAACUCGAAGGAACAUUUCUCGUCACUAUGACCUUAGUAAUGAGCUCUUUGCUUUAUUCUUGGAUGAUACCAUGAGUUAUUCCUCCGCGGUAUUCAAGUCAGAUGAUGAGGAUCUGAUGACUGCACAAAUGAGAAAAAUCUCUCUCCUCAUUGAUAAGGCAAGAGUAGAGAAGAAGCAUGAGGUUUUGGAGAUUGGAUGUGGAUGGGGAACUUUGGCCAUAGAAGUAGUGAGAAGAACUGGAUGCAAAUACACUGGCAUUACACUAUCUAUUGAACAACUUAAAUACGCACAAGCCAAAGUGAAAGAAGCUGGACUUGAGGAUAACAUUAAGUUUGAGCUUUGCGAUUAUCGCCAACUAUCUGAUGCUCACAAAUAUGACAGGAUAAUAUCUUGCGAGAUGAUAGAACAUGUUGGCCAUGAAUUCAUGGAGACGUUCUUCAGCCAUUGUGAAGCUGCACUCGCAGAAGAUGGCAUAUUUGUCCUGCAGUUCAUAUCGAUACCGGAGGAGCGUUACAACGAGUACAGACUAAAUUCAGAUUUCAUAAAAGAAUACAUAUUUCCAGGUGGAUGUCUUCCUUCUUUAGCUAGAGUUACUUCAGCUAUGGCCUCUUCAUCUAACAUUGAAAACGUUGAGAACAUUGGGAUUCAUUACUACCAAACCUUGAGAUGUUGGAGGAAGAACUUCUUGGAGAACAAAAUGCAAAUCAUGGCUCUUGGAUUCGAUGAUCAAUUCAUAAGAACAUGGGAAUACUAUUUCGACUAUUGUGCAGGAGGUUUCAAGACUCUUACCCUUGGAGAUUACCAGAUAGUUUUCUCACGUCCAGGGAACACUGCUGCAUUUGGGAAUCCAUUCCAAAGUUUCCCUUCUGCUCUGACAAAACAAGAGUAUAGAUGACAUUAUUGUUCCAUUGUUUGUUGUGUGCCAAAGUAUUUGUAUUGUCGACAGAACGAUUGAUUCUG